Messenger RNA from Kogia breviceps (pygmy sperm whale), 1493 nucleotides. NCBI's taxonomy places the organism in Eukaryota, Metazoa, Chordata, Mammalia, Artiodactyla, Physeteridae. The record is from RefSeq and is a predicted model, not a curated record.
ACCAGGGAAGCCCACCACUAUCAUUCUUAACAAUAUGCUUAAAGCGUGGUAGGGUGUUGGAGUGGACAUCUGUGCAGGGCGGGCAGCCCGGCCAGGCCCUCCAAGGAGCCCCUGCAGUCCAGAUUGUUGCCCAAGAUGCAUCCUUGGCUUAGUUCUGGCUUUGUCGGCAGUGUCCUGGUUAUCCUUCGGAGGUAUUUUAUGCAUGAGAAGACAUCACACCCAUACUGACUGCCCAGGACCUGAGAAGAAAGCUCACCCUCCUCUUUGUCCUCACUCUCUGCUUUAUUUAGUGUCUGGCUUCUAGCAAGUUCCUUCUCAGAUUUUCCAGGAAACUUGAAAAGGCUCCAGAUGGCAAAAGGAAAGACAGCAUGUGUGCCGGCCAGGUUGGGUCACGAGACCCACUGUCAAAGCAGGAAGGAGGAACAGGAAGGGAGGAGGGAGAGGAAUUACUGAAAACGAGUUAUUUUCAACACACAGCCCAGCUCCUGCAGAAAGAGACCAAGAUGAACGCAGAGCCCAAGAGGAAGUUUGGCGUGGUGGUGGUUGGCGUCGGCAGAGCUGGCUCCGUGCGGAUCCGGGACUUGCGGAAUCCACACGCUUCCUCGGCGUACCUGAACCUGAUUGGCUUCGUGUCCAGACGAGAGCUGGGGAGCGCUGAUGGGGUGCCGCAGAUGUCUUUGGAAGAUGCUCUUUCCAGUCAAGAGGUUGAGGUUGCUUAUAUCUGCAGUGAGAGCUCCAGCCACGAGGACUACAUCAGGCAGUUCCUAAACGCUGGCAAGCAUGUCCUUGUGGAAUAUCCCAUGACGCUGUCUUGGGCAGCAGCUAAGGAGCUGUGGGCACUGGCUGAGCAGAAAGGGAAAGUCUUGCACGAGGAGCACGUUGAACUCUUGAUGGAAGAGUUUGCAUUCCUGAAAAAAGAAGUGGUGGGCAAGGACCUGCUAAAAGGGUCUCUCCUCUUCACAGCUGGCCCACUGGAAGAAGAGCGGUUCGGCUUCCCUGCAUUCAGCGGCAUCUCUCGCCUGACCUGGCUGGUCUCCCUCUUUGGGGAGCUUUCUCUCGUGUCCGCCACUUUGGAAGAGCGAAAAGAAGAUCAGUAUAUGAAGAUGACCGUGUGCUUGGAGACGGAGAACAGGAGCCCGUUGACGUGGAUUGAAGAGAAGGCGCCUGGCCUAAAGCGAAACAGACAUUUAAGCUUCCAUUUCAAGUCCGGGUCCCUGGAGAAUAUGCCCAACGUCGGCACCAAUAAGAAUAUUUUCCUGAAGGAUCAAAAUCUAUUUGUCCAGAAACUCCUGGGCCAGUUCUCUGAAGAGGAGCUGGCUGCCGAGAAGAAACGCAUCCUGCACUGCCUGUGGCUGGCGGGAGAGAUCCAGAAACACUGCCGCUCGAAGAAGUGAAGGGAGGGAGAAACACGGCCCUGCCCAGAGGAGACCCGAGCCUGAUUUUUAUCAAGAGUUGACCUUUACCUCUGCUCUUACCAUUAAACGUGUCUUGGG